Molecule: messenger RNA, 993 nt
Organism: Clonostachys rhizophaga
Lineage: Eukaryota; Fungi; Ascomycota; Sordariomycetes; Hypocreales; Bionectriaceae
Source: the annotation of a GenBank genome assembly
AUGAAGUUCCCCUCGCCGUCCCGAGCCGUGGACUUGCUCUUGAACAAACUUCGGUUUCGUGACUUUUCCGGCAAUCGGAGCCCAGUAUUUCAUGAGAAUCGAAAGGAAUGGCUAGCCAACGUCACUCGAGAGUCAAUACUUAGAGAAUACACGGAAUAUGUACUUCACGGGAAACCUGGGAUAGGAGGUGUGUUUGAAAAUGCAGAACGGCGGGUGUUGAAGAAGAUUUUUGCUACUUACGCUAAUUCGGAUAACCGCUGGGACCGGCAAUCACUUGAGUCUUUCUUGAUAACGCGAAUUCCCCAGGAUGAGAAUCAUGUAGACCUCCUCAGGAAAUGCGCAGACUUCUGUUGGACACUUGCCAUUUACUUGGCACAAUGGCCCUUCAACACAACAUCAACAUCCCCUCCAAUCAGUCUCACAUUUUCAUCCUUUGCCCGCGCCAUGGCUUUUCUUAGCGGAGGGCACUGCCAUAUGGUUUGGCCUACCAAGGUCACACCUGAUGAGCCCGAGCGGUCUGAUCUAUGUGCACUCGAGUACAUAUUUCGAGCCUUGGCCACGACCAAAGUAGUGGACGAGCGUUCUGGCCCAGCACCUGAAGAAGAAGCCACUGGAUUAUCACGCCAGCACCAUGAUAUACUUGAAGUCCUCUAUUCAGUUCAGCCAGUCAUGAACUUUCUUACCUGGCAGCUGGGACCCAAUGAAUUGAUCCCGACAGCUCUGAUGUUAUCUCCUCCCCCUCCCCCAGAGCUGUCUUCCCUCAACGUCCCGGCCGGAACGCUUAUUUCGCUCAUUGACCUUCUCAUUCCAGUCCUCGAUCAGGCCCGCGAAAACCCUCACCAUCAAAUUUUGAUAGGUAAGCUAAAGCCAGCUUAUGUUAAGUUGCAGAGCGUGGAGGCUAUAUCGUUUGACGACUUUACGGGCUGGAUGGGUACCCGUUAUGAGCUCAAUUUCUACACUGGUCUUUCUGUGCUUUUUCGUAUCUUCCCAUGA